Molecule: messenger RNA, 2087 nt
Organism: Arachis stenosperma
Lineage: Eukaryota; Viridiplantae; Streptophyta; Magnoliopsida; Fabales; Fabaceae
Product: methylthioribose kinase-like
Exons: 6
Coding region: 1-1287 (428 amino acids)
Molecular function (GO): S-methyl-5-thioribose kinase activity
Source: RefSeq, a predicted model, not a curated record
AUGGGAGUGGUUGUGAUGAGAGAAGGAAAGAGGGUGCCCGUCCGGUGGUGGUUGCUGGUGGAGCAACAGUGGCGGCCGAAGUGGGAGGAAGAAGGGAGGAAUCGGGGAUGGGGGGGUGGUGAUAGGGAGAGGAAGAGGGAGGAGAGGGAAGGUGGGGUAGCCGGUGAUGAGACAAAGAGAGAGAUUGCCCGUCCGGCGGUGGCUGCCGGCGGAGCAACAGUGGCGGAGGGGUAUCUGGUUCAGUCACGCCUCAUCGAAUACAUAAAAUCAGUACCGGCCCUCUCCUCUAAGAUCGGCAACGACUUCGACACCUUGUCCGUCAAAGAAGUUGGAGAUGGCAACCUUAACUUCGUCUUCAUCGUUCUCAAUUCCACAGGUUCUUUUGUCAUGAAGCAGGCUUUGCCUUAUAUUCGUUGCAUUGGGGAGUCAUGGCCGAUGACGAAGGAGAGAGCAUAUUUUGAAUACUUGGGGCUGAAAGAAGAGGGUCGCUUGAGCCCUGAGCAUGUUCCUGAAGUUUACCACUUUAACCGUACAAUGUCAUUGAUCGACAUGCGUUACUUGGAACCGCCACAUAUAAUAUUAAGAAAAGGGUCGAUAGCUGGAAUUCAGUACCCUUUGCUUGCAGAGCACAUGGCUAAUUUCAUGGCCAAGACACUCUUUUUCACUUCUCUCCUUUUCCGUACAACUUCCGAGCACAAAAGGGACAUUGCCGAAUAUUGUGGUAAUGUGAAGUUAUGCAGACUCACCGAGCAGGUCGUGUUCUCUGACACUUAUAAAGUUUCUCAAUAUAAUCGUUGGACUUCCCCUUAUCUCGAUCGUGAUGCUGAGGCUGUUCGGGAAGACAAUCUGCUGAAGCUUGAAGUUGCUGAGCUGAAAUCCAAGUUCUGUGAGAGGGCCCAGGCUCUAAUACAUGGAGAUCUGCACACUGGUUCUGUUAUGGUUACUCGUGAAUCAACACAAGUUAUUGAUCCAGAAUUUGCAUUUUUUGAUAUUGGAGCAUUCCUGGGAAAUUUGAUUCUGGCUUACUUUUCUCAAGAUGGACAUGCAGAUCAAGCAAAUGAUCGAAAAGCGUACAAGGAGUGGAUUCUUAAGACAAUUGAAGAUACCUGGAAUCUUUUCCAUAACAAAUUCACUGCUCUUUGGGAUCAGCACAGACAUGGUGCGGAUGAGGCAUAUCUUCAUACAUGCACCAAUGAAACGAACAUUUUUAUGGUGCACCUGCCUGCAUUCAGCAAUACAAAGUCUCUUUACACAAGAUCUACAGUGAAAAUCAUGGAAUAUGGAUAGAACCCAAAUGAGAAGAUUCACCUGUCGCAAAGUGAAUUCAUAAAAAAAUCCAAAAAAAAAAAUAUAAAGAGUAUGUUGUGCAGCAUAACGUGGCAAAAUUACUAACUUUAUAAUUGUAACUUCUUGAGCAAAUUCAUCCUCCAAAGCUUCAUUCAAUUGGUCAGAUCUCAUAACCUUAACAGCAACAUCUUGCCCUAAAUAAACCCCAUGACACCUGUGGACAAACCAUAAUGCCAAUUAAAAGUUUAGAACCAAGAAUACAUAUAGAAUGAAAUGAGAAGGGAAGGGAAUAAAUCAGAACAAAUAUUUAUACAUGAAAUGAAACCAACUUACAAAUCUCCACAGGAUCCAGAUGCUAUUCUUUCUCCAAUCUUCAACAACCUCUUGUCUAUACCCCAAUCUCCACAUUUUGCUUCUGCAGCUAAGGGUUUCUCCACAGCUGAAAGGGAAUUAAUUUGAAGAACAUGACCAUGAUCCCUAUGCCAAGGAAGAACAUGUGAUUAGAUGUCAUACAGAAAAAUAGACUCGAGAAUGAGCUAAACACACGUGUUUAGAGAGUGGUAUCCAAACAAAACAAUAAAAAUAGGCUCACCUACUAUUUUUAUUUAGUCAUUUUUACAGAUUACGACAGAUGUUGUUACCAAAUCUCAUACAUAAAGUUCAAAAAAUGAAUUUGUAAAUACAGAGUCAAGGACACAUGACGCACCUCAUUUCUUGCAACUACUUUUUCCAUAGCUUCAUACAAACCAUGUGUUUCCUGAGUACAAGAUUGCACGGUCAGCAAACCUUAUGAUGAAACA